AUGACAAAGGGAGGCUGCUUGUGCGGAAAAAUUGUGUACGAGAUCUUAGACGAGCCUGUCAAGACGGUAUUGUGCCACUGCAUUAAUUGCAAACGGAUGACGGGCAGCUCGUACUCUACCAAUAUCAGCGUGCGAUCCAGCUCUCUCCGGUUCGUCGGCUCGCCGCGAAAAUUUCUGCUCAAGUCAGGCCAAGGACCCGUCUUUACCGUCUCGUUUUGUGACACAUGCUCGAGUACAUUGUGGAAGGAGAGUGAAUCCGAAGGGUACAAAGGAUACACGAUCGUACAAGCCGGGACGUUGGCACAAGGCCUAGACCGAUACCCACCGGAGGGCGAGAUAUUCGUCAGGGAGAGGGUCAUGUGGAUGGGCCAAAUGGAGAAUGUGGAGCAGUUUGAGGGCACAGAUGUGAGGCUAUGA
Molecule: messenger RNA, 417 nt
Organism: Paraphaeosphaeria sporulosa
Lineage: Eukaryota; Fungi; Ascomycota; Dothideomycetes; Pleosporales; Didymosphaeriaceae
Exons: 2
Coding region: 1-417 (138 amino acids)
Molecular function (GO): carbon-sulfur lyase activity
Source: RefSeq, a predicted model, not a curated record